AUGAGGGGGGUGCGAGUAAAAAGCACCGGCUGCCUGCAGGGAGGGGAGGAGGGACCUGGGCGUGCGCCUCCCGGGCUCGGCUCCCGUCCGCUAGGUGGCAGCCGGAGCCAGCGAUUUCUGCAGGCCCCGCGCGGGACCCGCUCUCACGCCCGCCCCUCCUCCCGCGACCAAUCGCCUUCGGCAGAAGAAGCAGAAGAAGGAGCAAGAAAGAGGAAAAGAAGAGGAUUAUUUAUUCGACCUACUUUGGAUGUCUCUCUCGCGACCCCGGGCCAGCCAGGAGCGCCUGCCACCCCCGGCACGGCAGGGGACAAGGGCCAGGGCCCGCCCGGCUCGGGCCAGAGCCAGCAGCACAUCGAGUGCGUGGUGUGCGGGGACAAGUCGAGCGGCAAGCACUACGGCCAAUUCACCUGCGAGGGCUGCAAAAGUUUCUUCAAGAGGAGCGUCCGCAGGAACUUAACUUACACAUGCCGUGCCAACAGGAACUGUCCCAUCGACCAGCACCACCGCAACCAGUGCCAAUACUGCCGCCUCAAGAAGUGCCUCAAAGUGGGCAUGAGGCGGGAAGCGGUUCAGCGAGGAAGAAUGCCUCCAACCCAACCCAAUCCAGGCCAAUACGCACUCACCAACGGGGAUCCCCUCAACGGCCACUGCUACCUGUCCGGCUACAUCUCGCUGCUGCUACGCGCAGAACCCUACCCCACGUCGCGCUACGGCAGCCAGUGCAUGCAGCCCAACAACAUCAUGGGCAUCGAGAACAUCUGCGAGCUGGCCGCGCGUCUGCUCUUCAGCGCCGUCGAGUGGGCCCGCAACAUCCCCUUCUUCCCGGACCUGCAGAUCACCGACCAGGUGUCUCUGCUACGCCUCACCUGGAGCGAGCUGUUCGUGCUCAACGCGGCCCAGUGCUCCAUGCCGCUGCACGUGGCGCCGUUGCUGGCCGCCGCGGGCCUGCACGCCUCGCCCAUGUCCGCCGACCGCGUCGUGGCCUUCAUGGACCACAUCCGCAUCUUCCAGGAGCAGGUGGAGAAGCUCAAGGCGCUUCACGUCGACUCGGCCGAGUACAGCUGCCUCAAAGCCAUCGUGCUGUUCACGUCAGACGCCUGUGGCCUGUCGGAUGCUGCCCACAUCGAGAGCCUGCAGGAGAAGUCGCAGUGCGCCUUGGAGGAAUACGUAAGGAGCCAGUACCCUAACCAGCCCAGCCGAUUCGGUAAACUGCUACUGCGGCUGCCCUCCCUGCGCACGGUGUCCUCCUCCGUCAUCGAGCAGCUCUUCUUCGUCCGUUUGGUAGGUAAAACCCCAAUCGAAACUCUCAUCCGUGAUAUGUUACUGUCUGGGAGCAGCUUCAACUGGCCUUACAUGUCCAUCCAGUGCUCCUAGAUCUUGGGCGCUCCCCACCUGCUCCCGCUUCCCUAGAGACUCAGAGGACCAGUGGGGGCCAUGGACUGUAAAGCCUUGGGGACACCGGGCUGCUGAUGCGGGGUACAGCCUGGCAGGCUGGGCAGGGGGUGGAGGGAAGUGGGCUGGGAGGACAAGGAGCGGCCCACCCUGCAGAAGUGCAAGCUGAGCUCCAAAUCAGGAGAAAAAGAGACUCUUUUAGGAUCAGAUCUGUGAACACGGUGGAAAGGAAAGAAAAAGGACCUUGUGUCUGGUGUGAAAAACAAACAAAUUUUUGGAAGAGAGGACCAUGAGAAUUUUAAUAAAACAGAAGGAGACUAAUGGACCUUCCAGGAUUUAUUGUGGACGGCUGUGGAUAUAUUAUGUACAGAAAACACACUUGAAAGUGGACUGAAUCCUAUGUAGAAACACACACCCCCCCCAACAUUGUUAUUCAUUUUGUAAAAUACUAGUCUUUAUUUUCAUUUUUUGUAAAAUUUAAACAUCGUAUGCACAUAAAAAAGGAAACAAGAAUUAGGGGAAAAUAACAUUUUCCAAAUAAUUAUAAAAAAUUGUCCUGUGUCUAUGUAUCUAUAUCUGUUUUGUAUUUUUUUCUGGUUCCAAACCAGAUUUCCUGUGAUUCUAUACUAAUAAUUUUUGAUAUAACCCUUUGCUUCUUAUAAUGAGUGCGAUAUAUGUUGUCAAGGCUGUUCUUCAAGAAUUAAAAUUGAAGUGAAAAUUUAAACAAAAAUAAAAGAAUUUAGCAAAA
Messenger RNA from Condylura cristata (star-nosed mole), 2140 nucleotides. RefSeq names its product nuclear receptor subfamily 2, group F, member 1 (gene NR2F1). The transcript has 6 exons. Bases 1 to 1374 code for a protein of 457 amino acids. The record is from RefSeq and is a predicted model, not a curated record. Gene Ontology annotation, molecular function: RNA polymerase II cis-regulatory region sequence-specific DNA binding; zinc ion binding; nuclear receptor activity. Lineage: Eukaryota; Metazoa; Chordata; Mammalia; Eulipotyphla; Talpidae. Gene Ontology annotation, biological process: anatomical structure development; cell differentiation; positive regulation of transcription by RNA polymerase II.